AAUAUUUUCAUUUUUCCAUUCAAAUUCUCUUCCUCUUCCUCUCGACUUCGUCUCCUUUGUUCCUUCUCUUUUGUUUCGGUUUCCAUUUCAUUACUUCCAUUGAGCAAUCUGUGUGAGUCGUUAUGAUCAUCGAGCGGCACGGGUGCGUUUUUUCGUCUUCUACAACAUUUCAGGUGGUUUAAACACGGGUCAACGUUGAGAGUUUAUUCGGCAAAUGCAAGUGAAAGAUGUACAGAUAGAUAGCUACACAUUAGCAUGCACAGGAUCCUGGUGUAGGUGUAUUAACAUGUGGCGCCGCCACUCUUGGAGGAUUUGGAGGGGCAGUUUCCUCCGGCGGAGGUGGUGGUGGCGAAUAUGGGUUGUUAUCGAAAGGGGGAGAAGGGGUUGGUUUGAAACAGGAGUGGUUGGUGGCGUAGAGGGGUAUUGAAUGGGGGAAGGUUGGGUUGGUGAAUUGAAAUUGGGGUUUGGGAAUGUGGUUCGUGAAGGAAUGAAUGCAAGACCCAUCAGAACAUUGUGGUGACGACGGCGUAGGAGUUCCAUUCCCAAAACCAGACACAAAACAGCGAGCAUGCGACUAUGGAGAUGAACGAGGAUUUGCAGAGUGAAGAUUAGUAAUUUUUUUCAAUUAUUUUAAUUUUAGAAAAUAUACUAUGUUUUAAUGGUAUAAAUUAGUUUUACAUUACCUGCUGCUAACCAUUACUUUUUUUUUCAUGUCUUUGUUUAUUCACACAGCACACAAAUGGAUUUUACGUAUUAGAUUAAUAUGUAAAGAAAGACGAUAUAGAUUGAUAGUUGUAAUAUCAGAAAUUAGUAAUUGAUGGGUCUUCGAGUGAGGCCCAAUUACAACAAGAAGUAGAAGAUGAUAUAUUAUGAAGCCCAAUUAAGAAGCAGAUGAACGACGAUGAAAAAAUUGACACUGACGGUCCAGAAGCGCUCUCUAUCCUUCAUCAUCGGUCCAAGAAUUAAGAAGCAACAUCCACCACGUUCCUCAUCAUAUAAGCUGCAUCCCUUAAUUAGCGCCUUUAAAUAGACAUAUAAGAAGAUUCAAAUCGAAAUCAACAUUAAAGUUCGUUCAUCCUUCUUCUCUGCUUUUCCCUUAGAUAGCGCAACAUGGGAACAAGAAUGACGUUUCAGUUUCAAGAAAGGUAUAAUUUCCAGCACGAAAGAAUGUCUGGUGAAGCUAUACGUGUGGAGAGAGCAAGGAAGCAAAGUGCCAGCUAUGGAUUCAAAUUGGAUGGUGGGCACGUCAAGAAACAAUCACGUCUUGGGCUGCCGUUGAAAGCUUCACCUGCUAAAUCCAAGGAACAAAUUCAUUCAAUUUCCGAAGAUCAAAUGCUUGCAAAUUAUGUACCGGUAUAUGUGAUGCUCCCAUUAGGAGUUGUUACAAAUGAAAAUGUCUUAGAAGACAGAAUGAAACUGGAGAAACAACUCAGGAAGCUACACGAAGCAGGUGUUGAUGGCGUUAUGGUUGAUGUCUGGUGGGGCAUAGUUGAAUCAAAGGGGCCUGGGCAAUAUGAUUGGUCUGCUUAUAGGACCUUGUUUCGAUUGGUUCAAAAGUGCAAAUUGAAGCUACAAGUUAUAAUGUCGUUCCACCAAUGUGGGGGAAAUGUGGGGGAUUCGGUUUUCAUAUCACUACCUAAAUGGGUCCAUAAAGUUGGAGAAGCAAAUCCUGAUAUCUUUUACACCAACUGUAAGGGUAUCAGGAAUAAGGAAUGUUUAUCCCUCGGGGUGGACAACGAACCUGUGUUUCAUGGACGAAGUCCCAUUGAGGUGUAUGGAGACUACAUGAGGAGCUUCAGAGAUAAUAUGAAAGAGUUUCUUAAAUCUCAACUCAUGGUAGACAUUGAAGUAGGACUUGGCCCUGCAGGAGAACUCAGAUAUCCCUCUUACACUCAAAUUCUGGGGUGGGUAUUUCCUGGUAUUGGAGAAUUUCAGUGCUAUGACAAAUAUCUUAAAGCUGAUUUCAAAAAGGCUGCAGCAGAGGUAGGCCAUCCUGAGUGGGAGCUGCCAGAUAAUGCUGGAGAAUCGAACGAUAUACCGGAAUCUACAGAAUUUUUCAAAUCAAGUGGAACUUAUCAAACCGAGAAAGGCGUUUUUUUCCUGACAUGGUAUUCCAACAAGUUGUUGACCCAUGGUGAUGAUAUCUUGGAUGAAGCCAACAAAGUAUUCCUUGGUUACAAAGUGAAAUUGGCAGCAAAAGUUUCUGGAAUCCACUGGUGGUAUAAAACAGAAAGCCAUGCUGCAGAACUUACUGCAGGAUAUUACAACUUAAAUCAUAGGGAUGGAUACAGACCCAUAGCAAGGAUGCUUUCCCGACACAAUGCUAUUUUAAAUUUUACAUGCCUUGAGAUGAAAAAUGAUGAGCAACCAGUUAAAGCCCGCAGUGGAGCCGAGGAACUUGUCAAGCAGGUUCUUAGUGGCGGCUGGGCGGAGAACAUUGAAGUUGCAGGAGAAAAUGCACUCGCAAGAUAUGACCGUAAAGCUUACGACCAAAUCCUUUCACAUGCUAGACCGAACGGUGAUGCCAGAUCUGGCCAUCCCACACUAAAAAUGUAUGGCGUGACAUACCUCCGUUUAUCAGACAAUUUAAUGAUGCAAAGAAACUUUGACAUAUUCAAAGGCUUCGUGAAAAAGAUGCAUGCAAAUCUGGAUUACUGUCCGGACCCUGAGAGGUACUAUCAUUUCACAGGACCUAUGGAGCGAUCAAAGCCAAGGAUUCCAUUAGAGCUUCUUCUGGAAGCAACCAAACCAUUGGGGCCGUAUCCUUGGUUAAAGGAGACGGAUGUAACCCUGAGUGUGCUUACUGGUUUUCUUCAUUACAUACUUGCUACUGUUUUACGCAUACUCAGAAUAAAAGUAAACUAGCAAGGGAAUGUAAAUGAACGACGAAAUGGAGGAAUAAUAGAAAAAAAAAA
Vigna unguiculata (cowpea) is the source of this 2915-nucleotide messenger RNA. Its product is annotated as beta-amylase-like. Lineage: Eukaryota; Viridiplantae; Streptophyta; Magnoliopsida; Fabales; Fabaceae. The record is from RefSeq and is a predicted model, not a curated record. Gene Ontology annotation, molecular function: beta-amylase activity. Gene Ontology annotation, biological process: polysaccharide catabolic process.